UGCUGCUUGGAAGAGGAAAUUUUGAAGUGUCCGGGGCACAAGCGAAUUCCGAGCUGUGGUUGGACGGUUUGGGACAGUGGAGAAAGCUAGCUGCUUAGCUUCGACGACAUCUACAUCAGCACGAUAUUGAAAGAGAUAUACAGGUGUAUAGAGGUAUAUGCGCUCUACUGGCCCGAGAUGGAGGGCUUGUAUUUUAACGUAAAUGGCGGGUAUAUCGAAGGACUCGUCCGCGGUUAUCGAAACAGCCUGCUCACUUCCCAGCACUACGGGAAUCUGACCCAAUGCGAUACUAUCGAUGAUGUCAAGCUCCAACUCGGUCCCGCCUACGGCGAUUUCCUAGCCGCUCUCCCCCCAAACCCCUCGACCUCCGCUCUCGCCGGCAAAACCACAGAGAAACUCGUGGCGGAAUUCCGCUACCUCCAGGCCCAAGCCACCGGCUCCAUCGCCAAAUUCAUGGAAUACCUGACGUACGGCUACAUGAUCGAUAAUGUCGCUUUGCUUAUCACAGGAACCUUACACGAGCGCGAUACACGAGAACUACUCGAGCGUUGCCACCCACUCGGCUGGUUCGAGACUAUGCCCGUUCUCUGCGUCGCCACAAACAUCGAAGAACUCUACAACUCCGUCCUCGUCGAAACGCCGCUCGCCCCUUACUUCAAGGGCAGCUUGAGCCACCAAGACCUGGAUGAGUUGAAUAUCGAAAUUAUCCGUAACAUGCUAUACAAGAAUUACCUAGAGGAUUUUUAUAGAUUCGUCAAUUCCGAGCCGGGACUGAAGGGUACCCCGACUGCUGAGGUCAUGUCAGAGGCCCUGGAGUUCGAAGCGGACCGCCGCGCCAUUAAUAUCACUCUUAACUCCUUCGGGACGGAGCUGUCCAAGGCGGAGAGGAAGAAGCUAUACCCCGAAUUUGGCAAGCUGUAUCCCGAAGGCUCCCUGAUGCUAUCACGGGCUGAUGACGUUGAAGGCGUUGCGCUGGCUGUCAGCGGUGUUGGAGACUACAAGGCCUUCUUUGACGCGGUGGGACUUAACCAGGGCGGAGUCGGAGGCCCCGGCGGAGGUGGCAGUAUUGGUGGUGGAGGGCUUGGAAAUAUGGCUGGUGGGGGUACUAGUGACGGAAAGAGUUUGGAAGAUAUGUUCUAUCAGAAGGAGAUGGAGAUUUCGAAGCUUACCUUUACGCGACAAUUUACGCCCGCAAUCAUAUAUGCAUGGGUUAAGCUUAGGGAGCAGGAAAUUCGAAAUAUCACAUGGAUUGCAGAGUGCAUUGCGCAGAAUCAGAAGGAGCGGAUAGGGAAUUAUAUUAGCGUGUUUUGAGAUAUCACGGGUUUGUUUCAUCAUGGUUUUCGCGUAGUCUCUGGCUUCAUUUCCUUUUGUCAUGGUGUUCACUAUAUCUUUCUAUUUUUACCCUUUUAUUCCCUCAUGUUCCGUCGUGUUGCCUCCCACCCAUUUUUCGCUGGGAAUUUGAUUUCAACUUUUCCAUAUUAGGAAGGGCUUCUGUUAUUUUACUUUUCUGAAUUUCUUCCAAUUUUUCAUUUUCAUAUUUCCUCUGAUUUUCUAACAUCAUCUUAGCCCCAUUCCAUUACAGUACAGAGAAAAUCAGCAAAACAUACCCAAAGUUUCAAAGUUUCAUCAUCUUUCUUUCUCAUCGCAUUACCCUACCUGUUCCCCGUUUUCUCUCGCUCAAUAUUUCACACCAGAGUUUCACAAUCCUCCGAGGAGAAGUCUCCAAUCGUCCUAUCCUGACCAUCCCGUCAGUAAAACCCUCUAUCCGCUGCAUAGACACACUCCCACCUGGGUUUUCCCCAUAUCAACAACCUGUGGAGGUUACAUGGAUGUGGAACUCUUGCCCAAUCAACUUUUUCUUUGAAAAAUAAUACUGCAGCUCAAUGUACAGAGGCACCUGCGAUUCCUGAACGUUCCUGAGGAGCAGAUCUCACAUACAUAAGCACUUAACAAAGCCCUUGCUCUGUUUCGCUCUGCUUCCUUGGUUUCUGUUCGUGCCCUUUGUUCGUUUUUAAGCUGUCGAUCCCCGCCAGGGGGGUAGUUACGGGGCGGGUUGGUUUGGCGUGAAUGUAAUAAGGAAUAAUAAUAAUGGUAUAUGCAGAACUCCGUAUAUACACUACGUAUGUAUGCUGCGUAUGGUCUUUACUUGUGUAUAUGCCUAUGGGUCUGAGAGUUGCCUAUGUAUGCAUGUUGUCGGCCGUUGUUGGAGAAUGAACAAAGGGAUUGUUUUACUUAUUCGGAGCCGCGCCUAUUAGGCCUAUCGGACGGUGGUGAGAACCAUUUCUAGUAUCAGUUUAUGGAUUGUGAAAUUCUCAACUGUGACAGCUGCUUAAUACAUCACCACACGCGGGGACGUCUUUUCAGGCCGCUGAUGAUGAUUUUCAGCAGGUGUUCUUCUAAUGAUGGGUACUAUAUAGUCGCUAGGUGUGAAAUGUAUCUAUUGUCUCCAUAACUCCCCUUCUUUCAUGCGGUCGUCUGCGACUGGUUGCUGGGAUGAAAUGAAAAUAAGCUACCCUUUACUCUUGACUAACUGUAGCCGGGUGCUACAAGACUAUCUAGUUAGUUCAUGAAACAACAAGGGAAAGGGUGCAACGUGAUAAUGAUGCUCACUGUUUACGUUUUCGCAUAAACAAUUGCUGGUGUGCAUACUCUGUAUAAGUUGAAACGCUUGGUUAAACAUUAAUCCGACUUGUGGGUUGGUUAGGAGCUCCUAUAAAAGUGGCUGUUUUCGCGGGGAGGACAAGCAGGAAUGUACGGAGUAGUUAGAGUAAGGUUUUAGGUGGUUACCGCGGUCUUUGAGGAUAACUCAGGCUGUGUUACAGGUACAAUAUGUAAAUAUAGCUAUAAUUAAAUCAGGAACCAUAGUGGGAGG
Blastomyces dermatitidis ER-3 is the source of this 2872-nucleotide messenger RNA. RefSeq names its product V-type proton ATPase subunit D. Lineage: Eukaryota; Fungi; Ascomycota; Eurotiomycetes; Onygenales; Ajellomycetaceae. The record is from RefSeq and is a predicted model, not a curated record. Gene Ontology annotation, molecular function: proton-transporting ATPase activity, rotational mechanism. The transcript has 5 exons. Bases 178 to 1311 code for a protein of 377 amino acids. Gene Ontology annotation, biological process: vacuolar transport; proton transmembrane transport; vacuolar acidification. Gene Ontology annotation, cellular component: proton-transporting V-type ATPase, V0 domain; vacuolar proton-transporting V-type ATPase complex; fungal-type vacuole membrane.